Molecule: messenger RNA, 1020 nt
Organism: Parnassius apollo (apollo)
Lineage: Eukaryota; Metazoa; Arthropoda; Insecta; Lepidoptera; Papilionidae
Source: the annotation of a GenBank genome assembly
AUGGAGAUUUUGGACUUGGCUGAUGAAGUGUCAACUGAGAAUGAUCCAAUGAGGGAAAGUUGGAUCAUGACAAGAAUAUCGAGUGUGCUACCGCCAAAAUUGGCGCAUUUCAGAACAUCCUGGAACAAUGUGACCGGACCAACAAAGAACAUCGAACGUCAGAGACUUGAGGACGAGCAACUUAAGGAAAUGGCGACAAAUGCAGAGGGUAGCAUCAACAACGCUCUCAUGGCAAGACGUGAGAAACAGGGACAGUCGUCAAACAGCAAGCAGGAUAAGUCAGCGCUAGCAUGUUACAAAUGUGGAAAGAAAGGUCACGUGAUCAAGGAGUGCAGAGGAAAACCGUGUCAGAAAUACAUUGAGUAUUGCAAGAAAAAACACUCAUGCAACAUUUGCAAGAAGAAAGGACACUUUGCAAAGGAUUGUGAAUCCCGAGAAGAAGCAAAUAAGUCAGGAAAUGGGAAACAAAAAAGGACUGUAACACCUGACGAAACUGAUUCAAGCAUAUCAACUCAAAAUGAUUCUGAAAGUCGCCCCGAAAGCCAACAAAUAUCACAUAGUCACCUCUACCAAUCAAUACCUUCCCCAUCCACAUCCACAUCUACCGCGAUUCGAAGGGGAAAGAAAAGGCUAAAUGAGGUCGAUCCAGAAAUAUUAAAAGCUAUCCAGGCAAAUCUCGCUGAAUUGGAAUCUGAAUUAAUUGACGAUGACCUUGCAUUUAUGAUAUCCCUCCUGCCAUCCGUCAAAGAAUUGAACGACGAUGAUAAGUUUGACUUUAGAAUCGAAGUUAUGCAAUUGCUUCGCAGAUUUAAAAACCGCAGACGUUUGUCGUGGUCGAUCACUGCUACACCUAGCGAUCAUGGUAGCUUCCACCAACUGAUUUCACCCCAGCAUGAAAUCCAGCAGUUCACACCCCAGCAAGAAAUCCAACUGAUUUCACCCCAGCAUGAAACCCAGCAGUUUACACCUCAGCAACAAAUACAAUCUAUUGAAGAAUUAUUUUCCCAAGAUUUUUCUUAA